Messenger RNA from Ichthyophthirius multifiliis, 1068 nucleotides. RefSeq lists its product as hypothetical. NCBI's taxonomy places the organism in Eukaryota, Ciliophora, Oligohymenophorea, Hymenostomatida. Gene Ontology annotation, molecular function: hydrolase activity. The transcript is spliced from 4 exons. The record is from RefSeq and is a predicted model, not a curated record.
AUGCAUUAAAACCCAGAAACAAGUUUUAAAGAAUAUUAGACUUAAAUAUCUAUUUAAGAUUAUUUAAUUUAACUUGGUGUUUCCUAAUAAAACAUAAAAAAAAUAGCUAAAACAGGUUUAUUUGUUGAUUUAUAAGGCCGUCCUGAACCCAAAGGUGAGAAAAGAACUAUAACAUUUAGAGCUGAUAUAGAUGCAUUAUAAAUGACAGAAUAGAAUCCCCAUUUAGAAUACUAAAGUGUAAAUGGUGCAGCUCAUAUGUGUGGACAUGAUGGUCAUACAACAUGUUUGCUUGGAUUUGCGAGUUUAUUUAUGGAAAAAAUAAAUGAAGUUCCAUCUAAUAAAACUAUUAGACUUUUAUUUUAACCUUCCGAAGAAGGACCAGAAAGUGGGGCUAUUGAAAUGAUAAAAGAUGGUUGUUUAUAAAAUGUCGAUGAGGUUUAUGGAUUCCAUAAUUGGCCAACACAUAAAGUAGGCUAUUUAAUGGUUAAACCAGGACCUGUAAUGGCUUAGGUAUGUAUAAUUAAAUUAACUAUUAUUGGAAAAGGAGGACAUGGUAGUGAACCUUUGAAAGCAAUAGAUCCUAUUUAAGCAGCAAUUGAUUUUCAUAUUAAGUUUAGAUAAAUUAACGAAAAGCAUAAAAAUAGAUAAUUUGUAUGUACUUUGCCUAUAUUCUAAGCAGGAGAAAGAUAUAAUGUGAUUCCUUAAACUGCAUUUUUAAGUGGAACUUUUAGAUCUCUUGAAAAUGGUUUUGAUGAAGAAUUUAAAAAAGAUUUAGUUUAAAUACUUGAAGAAAUUAAAUAUUAAAAUAAAGUAGAUUACUAAUUAGAUUGGAAAAAUACUUUCCCUAUACUAUCUAAUACUGAGAAAGAAGCUAAUGAUAUAGAAAGAAUUGCAAAAGAAUAUUUCGGUGAACAAAAUGUAGGUUUCGGAUGUAUGCCAGUCAAAGCAUCUGAAGAUUUCGGUUUUUAUGUAUAAAAUAAGCCUGGGGCUUUCUUUUUUUAGGUUCUUAAAGAGAUGAAAGAAAUGCUAUGUUACAUGAUUGCUAAUAUGAUUUUAAUGAAACCUUGA